Messenger RNA from Rotaria sordida, 1194 nucleotides. Lineage: Eukaryota; Metazoa; Rotifera; Eurotatoria; Philodinida; Philodinidae. The record is from the annotation of a GenBank genome assembly.
AUGAGUUCUAGUUCUGAUGAAAAGAAAACUAUUUUAAUUAUUGGAGCUGGUCUAGGUGGUUUAGCUCUUGCUCAAUUAUUACAACAAGAAUUAUCUUCUUCUAUUAAAGUAAUUGUAUUUGAACGUGAUGCUGAUGAAGAUUUUCGUGAUCAAGGUUACUUUAUCACAAUUAAUCAAAUGGGUAAUGAUGUACUCAAACGUAUCUCAUCAGUUGAUGAUGUUUUUUCUCAUCCAUCAACUAUGUCUUACAGUCAACAUCAAUUGAAAUUAGUAGAUAAAUCUAUGAAUAUCAUGCUUGAACAGACUUCAGGUGAAAUAAAAAUUAUAGAACGAGGCAUUUUACGACGAAGUCUUCUUAAAAAUAUUGAUGUUCAAUGGAAUAAACGAUUUGUUUCAUAUAAAAUUCUCGAUGAUGGUGUUGAAAUUCAUUUUGAAGAUGAUUCAAGUGUACAAGGUACAUUACUUGUUGGCUGUGAUGGAGCCAAAUCACUUGUACGAACUCAACUUAUACCAGAUUUACAACGAAAUGAAACAGGCGUUGUUUUUGUAUCAGGUACUAUUGAACAAAAUGAAGAAUUAUCAAAAAUUAAACAAUUAGUAUCGAAUAGUCUUGUACAAAUACUUGGUGAUCAAGGACAUUCAUUGUUCUUAAUUUCUACUGGACAAUUAUGGCUUUGGUCUCUUUCAUGGCCAAGUACAAAUAGAAUAGAAACAGAAAUUUCAUUAACACAGUUACUUGAUAAAGUUCAUACUAAUUUUAAUAAUGAAGAAUUUAUUCGUUUAAUAGAAUUAUCUUCAUCAAUACGUCUCGAUAUAUUACCUGUUUAUUCUUUUCCACUUUUAAAAAUUAAUCCAUAUCCAAAUAAUUCUCGAGUAACAUUACUUGGUGAUGCUGCUCAUGUAAUGACUCCUCAUCGUGGAAUGGGUGCAAAUACAGCUUUUGCUGAUGCAUUCGAUCUUAUUGAUGUAAUACGUUCUGAUCAUACUAAAUCUUCUCUUGCUGAUUAUGAAGAGAAAAUGUUUAAACGUGGUUUUCAAGCUAUUCAAGAUUCUCUUGAAAGUACUCGUAUGGCACAUAUGUUAGGUGUAUCAGCUCGAAUACGUAACUAUAUUAUGUGGUUAUUACAUUAUUCUAUAACAUUAAAAAAUUUAAUUUCAAUGCCAUUUUAUUGGUAUUGGAAUAGAACAAACUAA